AUGGGUCUCCGGAUUCACUUUGUUGUUGACCCGCAUGGUUGGUGCUGCAUGGGUUUGAUUGUCUUUGUCUGGUUAUACAACUUUUUUUUAAUUCCCAAAAUUGUCCUCUUUCCUCACUAUGAAGAAGGACAUAUUCCAGGCAUAUUAAUAAUAAUAUUCUAUGGCAUUGCCAUGUUCUGUCUGGUUGCUUUAGUGAGGGCCUCAAUAACUGAUCCAGGAAGACUCCCUGAGAACCCAAAGAUCCCACAUGGAGAAAGGGAGUUCUGGGAAUUGUGUAACAAGUGUAAUUUGAUGAGACCGAAGCGUUCCCAUCACUGCAGCCGCUGCGGCCACUGUGUUAGGAGAAUGGAUCAUCACUGUCCAUGGAUUAACAAUUGUGUUGGUGAAGAUAACCAUUGGCUUUUUCUGCAGUUGUGUUUCUACACUGAACUUCUUACUUGCUACGCACUGAUGUUUUCUUUCUGCCACUAUUAUUACUUUCUUCCGCUAAAAAAGCGUAAUUUGGACCUCUUUGUUGUUAGACAUGAAUUGGCCAUAAUGAGACUAGCUGCCUUUAUGGGCAUUACAAUGUUAGUUGGAAUAACUGGACUGUUUUAUACUCAACUAAUUGGCAUCAUCACAGAUACAACAUCUAUUGAAAAGAUGUCAAACUGUUGUGAAGAAAUAUCGAGGCCCCGAAAGCCAUGGCAGCAGACCUUCUCAGAAGUUUUUGGCACUCGUUGGAAGAUCCUGUGGUUUAUUCCUUUCAGGCGGAGGCAACCACUGCGAGUUCCCUACCACUUUGCCAAUCAUGUCUAAACAGAUGGAUGGUGGGCACAGAUGGGUCCUCCAUGCUGGAAAUGCGUUACAGGUUUUCUGAUAAUAGAACUAUGACAGUCUUCAAGUCAAUUAAAAUCCACCCACCAAUCUUA
This is a messenger RNA of Budorcas taxicolor (takin), 911 nucleotides long. RefSeq names its product zinc finger DHHC-type palmitoyltransferase 21 (gene ZDHHC21). Gene Ontology annotation, biological process: protein targeting to membrane; peptidyl-L-cysteine S-palmitoylation. The record is from RefSeq and is a predicted model, not a curated record. Gene Ontology annotation, cellular component: Golgi apparatus; endoplasmic reticulum. The transcript is spliced from 7 exons. Lineage: Eukaryota; Metazoa; Chordata; Mammalia; Artiodactyla; Bovidae. Gene Ontology annotation, molecular function: protein-cysteine S-palmitoyltransferase activity. The coding region runs from base 1 to 798 and encodes 265 amino acids.